AUGGCCGACCCCUCCGCCCGCGCCGAGCUCACGAAGCGCCAGAUCCCGUUCAUGACGCUCGCCUCGGGCCUCGCUGACCUCCCCGGCGCGUCCCUCCGCACCGCGUCCGCCGCAGACACGGCGGAGUCCCGCUUCGCGCUCGCCGGGACCGCCGUCGUCACGGGCGGCACGGGGGCCAUCGCCCAGGCCGUCGUGCGCGCCAUGCUCCAGCACGGCCUCACGGGCCUCAUGCUCCUCGACCUGGACGUCGCCUCGGCCGCGGCCACGGCACAGAUCGCCGCCCUCCGCGCCGAAUUUCCGGCCGCGCGGAUCGAGGCGCAGAGCGUCGACGUGACGGACGAGGCGGGCGUCGGGGCCGCCGUGGAGCGCGCGGCCGCGGACCUCGGCGGCGUCGACCACCUCGUGUGCUUCGCGGGCGUGGUGGGCUGCGUGCACGCGCUCGAGAUGCCGGCGGCGCAGUUCCGGCGCAUCCUCGACAUCAACACGACGGGCGCCUUUGUGUGCGCGCAGGCGGCGGCGCGCGUCAUGGCGCGCCAGGGCCGCGGCGGGCGCAUCGUCUUCACGGCCUCCAUCUCGGCGCACCGCGUCAACUUCCCGCAGCCCCAGGCCGCCUACAACGCGAGCAAGGGCGCCCUGCUGCAGCUCAAGAGCAGCCUCGCCGCCGAGUGGGCGCGCUACGGCAUCGCCGUCAACAGCGUCAGCCCCGGGUACAUGGACACCGUGCUCAACGAGGGCGAGGGCUUGCGCGAGGCCCGGGACAUAUGGGCCGCGCGGAACCCCGCGGGGAGGAUGGGAAUGCCCGAGGAGGUGGCUGGCGUCGUCGUCAUGCUCUGCUCGAGGGCGGGGAGCUACUUUAACGGGAGCGACUUGGUCGUCGACGGCGGCGGCAUCGUGUUCUAG
Molecule: messenger RNA, 900 nt
Organism: Colletotrichum spaethianum
Lineage: Eukaryota; Fungi; Ascomycota; Sordariomycetes; Glomerellales; Glomerellaceae
Product: putative NADP-dependent oxidoreductase YfmJ
Exons: 1
Coding region: 1-900 (299 amino acids)
Molecular function (GO): oxidoreductase activity, acting on the CH-OH group of donors, NAD or NADP as acceptor
Source: RefSeq, a predicted model, not a curated record